CGUCGCGGCUGAGACAAACGUCACGUCGUCAUAUCCGGUUGCGUGCCGCGUCGUUUGAAGUUGUUUAUGCGUGAAGUUUAGCUCGCUAAAUAAUAUCAUUUGAUUGUCUUCUUUGAAUCCAUUUAAAUUAACAUAAUAAUGUAUUAAUCGAUUAACUGAAUUCUGUUAAACGCUCUGCUUCUCGAUUGGCGCCAUUUUGUGGAUAUUCACAAUAACGAAAUUAUAUCCACACUUCAUAAAUGAUGAGUGUGUAAGGGUUUGAGUUGCAGUGUAAAAGCCGUAAUGUCUGUGAGUUUAACUCCAGAACAGCAGAGGCGGAUUGAGGAGAACAGACAGCGAGCUCUGGCCAUAAGAGCUAAGAGACACGCGCAGGGCAACAUUCAACUGCCCCUCGGAUCUGCCCCAAACAAUACCACACAGACAACAACAGCAUCUGAUCCGACACGAUCAUGUACAGUCAACAGCGAUGUCAAGCAGCUCAUAGGCAAUAAAAGUCCUUUUGCACCUCCGACAUCCAAAACUGCUUCUGCAUCCUGUAGCUUUUAUGGACAGACGGUCAAAGCACCCACAGGAGAGAAGAGGGCAUUUAAAACCCCUGAAACUGGGUCAGGUGUUCCUACUAAGAAGCCUUUGGUGACUGUUAAAGGAAGAUGUGUGUCACAUUCAGACGAUCGGUUCAGAGUGGAGGUCGGUUACAACGCUGAACUUAUAGCCGCAUUCAAAAGCAUUCCUUCCAAGAACUAUGAUCCUGCGACGAAGACGUGGAACUUCAGUCUUAAGGACUAUCAGAUGCUGAUGGACCAGGCUGCUAGUUUGCCCUCCGUCUCUCUGAAACCUCUGGAUGGAAUGGAAGGCCUGAAUAUUUUAGCGUCCACCAGUCGCCCCAAAGAUGCAGCAGCCCUGGCGGCUUUAAUGAGACUCUGUCAGGGUUGGCAGAAACCAGGUGCCACCAUCCAGGGCAAAUGUGUUCUGGUUUCUCGCUCUCGUCUGGAAGUGGAUAUCGGAUACCAGGCUGAUGUUAUUGGAAUAUUCAAGCAGAUGCCAUCUAAAUGUUAUGACAUGAACACCAGAAAGUGGAGUUUCUUGCUGGAAGACUACGGCAAACUCAUGUCACAUCUAAAUCAGCUGUCAUCGGUGGAGAUCGAACCUUUACCUCACGCUGUGAUUCAGUCCUUCUCCUCUCAGUUUGAGAAGAGUGAGUCCAGACCUGAUGUUCCUCCUGUGGCGGAUCUCUCCGGUGUCGAUCCGAAGCUUACACACAGCCUCAUGCCCUUCCAGAGAGAUGGAGUCAAUUUUGCAGUGUCCAGAGACGGCCGUCUGCUGUUGGCUGAUGAUAUGGGUUUGGGUAAAACCAUACAGGCCAUCUGUAUCGCCUCAUACUACAGGAGUGAGUGGCCGCUGCUGGUGGUCGCCCCGUCCUCUGUGCGCUUCACAUGGGCCGAGGCUUUCCGACGAUGGUUGCCGUCUGUAAGCGCAGACAGUAUUAAUGUGGUGGUUAAAGGCAAAGACAAUCUCCAUUCCGGUCUCAUUAACAUCGUCAGCUACGACCUGCUCAGUAAGAUGGACAAACAGCAACCGUCCAGCUCUUUCAAUGUCAUCAUUAUGGACGAGUCUCACUUCCUGAAGAACAUGAAGACCGCUCGCUGUAGAGCAGCUCUUCCUCUACUGAAGGCUGCUAAGAGAGUGAUCCUCCUGUCAGGAACACCAGCCAUGUCCCGACCCGCUGAACUCUUUACUCAGAUUCAAGCCGUGAAACCUUCUCUCUUUCCACGCUUCCAUGACUUCGGCACACGUUACUGUGAUGCCAAGCAGCUUCAGUGGGGAUGGGAUUAUUCUGGCUCCUGUAAUCUGAAUGAACUGAAGCUUCUUCUGGAGGAGUCCAUCAUGCUCAGACGACUGAAGUCAGAGGUGCUCUCGCAGCUUCCCGCCAAACAGCGCAAGGUGGUUACCGUGACGACGGACGGCAUCAACUCCCGCACCAAAGCCGCCCUCAGCGCGGCUGCCAAAGAGCUCGCCAAAGGAUGCCGCAACAAGACUCAAGAGAAAGAAGCUCUUCUGGUUUUCUUCAGUCACACCGCAGAGGCCAAAAUCAAAGCCAUCAUGGAAUACAUCUCAGACAUGCUGGAGUGUGGACGAGAGAAGUUUCUGGUCUUUGCUCAUCACAAGCUGGUGCUGGACAGUGUGACCAGAGAACUUGGUGAGAAGGGUAUCAAUUAUAUUCGUAUCGACGGGUCGACGCCGUCAGCGGAGCGCCAGCAGCUGUGUGAUAGAUUUCAGUUUUCCCCGCAGAGCUGUGUGGCUGUUCUCUCAAUCACCGCUGCUAACAUGGGGCUGACGCUGCACGCCGCCGAUCUCGUGGUCUUCGCUGAGCUCUUCUGGAAUCCUGGAGUCCUGAUUCAAGCAGAAGAUCGAGUACACAGGAUUGGACAAACCAGUAAUGUGGAUAUUCAUUAUUUAGUGGCUAAAGGCACUGCUGAUGAUUAUCUGUGGCCGAUGAUUCAAGAGAAAAUGAAUGUUCUGGAGCAGGUGGGCUUGUCUGAAUCUAAUAUUUCAGAGAAGGCAGAGUCUGCCAGCUUUCACAGUAAGGACCCUCAACAGCUGACCAUCACUGAGAUGUUUCAGAGGUCUUUUGAUGAAGAUGAGAUGCUGGCAUUACUCAGUGAAGAUCAGUGUCCCCAAAGUGUCACCGCAGUGACGCAGCGCGAGUUCCCUGUAACAAUGUAUUUUAAAAGGUAACGCGAUGUAACCUUGCUCUCACUUGAAAUGUGUCCCCACAUUUAGUCCUUGAAUUUGAGGGUAUUGGACCUGGAAAGUCCUUGAGUUUGCAGUUAACUAAGGUGUGGGAACCCUGUAGACGGUAAUGAUGUCUCUUGCCUCAUAAAUGUCAAAAUUAAUUCAUACUGACUUACAAGGCGCACAUGAGAAUAAGACGCAUCACCAGCCAAGUUAUGAAAAAAAGACGCGGCUUAUAGACCGAAAAAUACGGUAGUUUUGUGGUCCCGGGUCACAUAAUAGAUGUCAUAGAUUUCAUUUUUUGAAACAUUGUUUCUCUUACGCUGAAAAUAGACACAAAUAACAAACAAUGACACUAAUUUGUUAAAUG
Molecule: messenger RNA, 3103 nt
Organism: Misgurnus anguillicaudatus (oriental weatherfish)
Lineage: Eukaryota; Metazoa; Chordata; Actinopteri; Cypriniformes; Cobitidae
Source: RefSeq, a predicted model, not a curated record